Molecule: messenger RNA, 234 nt
Organism: Stereum hirsutum FP-91666 SS1
Lineage: Eukaryota; Fungi; Basidiomycota; Agaricomycetes; Russulales; Stereaceae
Exons: 1
Source: RefSeq, a predicted model, not a curated record
AUGGACCGAUGCCCUGUCGAGCUCUGGUCUUCUAUCUUCUCCUUUGCCUGUACCGACGGCGGGAGCACCGGACGCUCGCUCGCCCUCGCUGCUCGCUGGACGAACAACCUUUCCCUACCAUUCCGCCUCCAGUCUAUCUCUGCCACAAACACCAAACAAAUCGUAUCCCUUGCAAACGUCCUCGACAUGGCACACCCCACCCACCGCCGUGUACGUUCUCUCGUGCUCUCCAAC